GAGCUAUAAAAGCCCCUGGACUGCCCCAGCGCAGCCACUGGGAGAGCUCCCAUUGUCGAAGUUGUGCCGAGAAGAUGAUGCUCUGGGAGUUCCUGCUGCUGCUGCCCCUGCUUGCAGGGAGCUCAGCUCUGGACUGCAUUGAGAUACCGGGGUCAUUAAAGCAGAUUGAUGCCAGUAAUGGGCAUGUGUUUGGAGUGAACAGCGCAGGCAACAUUUACACGCUGUAUGGAGACAGCUGGGCCCAGCUGCCAGGCUCCUUGAAACACGUCACGGUUGGUCCUGCCGGAGUCUGGGGUGUGAACAACAACAACAACAUCUACAAGCUGGUGGGAGGAAGCUGGCAACAGGUCACAGGGCUGCUCAAGCAAAUUGACGCAGGUGGAGACAUGUUUGUCGCUGGUGUCAACACGAAUGAUGACAUCUACUGUCUGUCUCGUCCAGCAGUGGUCUCUGCGAACGGUGCCUCUGCCUUGCCCUGGGUCAAUAUUGCAGGAAAGCUGAAGUACUACAGCUGUGGUUUGUGGGGCUGCUGGGGAGUUAACUCAGCUGAUGAUAUCUAUUUCCGGUUUGAUGUCACCCCGGAUCCUUGUGCAGGAUCCAGGUGGGAGCAGAUUCCAGGCAAGCUGUCCAUGAUUGAGGUCGGGACCGAAGGCUCUGUCUACGGCGUGAACAGUGCAGGACAAAUAUAUCGCAGGGAUGGAAUCACUAAAAGCAACCCCAUCGGCACCACCUGGACCCAGAUGGCCGGUUUCAUCUGCAACUGCAAACAUGUGUCCUAUGACCUGGGCCAGCUGUGGCUUAUCACUGACCAGGACAAGAUUGUGAAAUGCCGGACCUAAAUGAGACUCCCACCAUCUCAGCCUCACAAAGGUCCCGGCAUGAUCAGCUCAGAAUAAGGAACCAGGGCCAAGUUAUUACAC
Emys orbicularis (European pond turtle) is the source of this 920-nucleotide messenger RNA. Its product is annotated as fish-egg lectin-like. The transcript has 5 exons. NCBI's taxonomy places the organism in Eukaryota, Metazoa, Chordata, Testudines, Emydidae. Bases 75 to 839 code for a protein of 254 amino acids. The record is from RefSeq and is a predicted model, not a curated record.